Molecule: messenger RNA, 2713 nt
Organism: Mycena citricolor
Lineage: Eukaryota; Fungi; Basidiomycota; Agaricomycetes; Agaricales; Mycenaceae
Source: the annotation of a GenBank genome assembly
GUCCGAGUGUUCCUCACCCUGUCCCUUCCUCUGAUCUUCUAGUAUGAGCAGCUUCUCCCCCCUCGCCACCGAUGAGCAGGCGGUCGCCACUAUCCGGACUUUGGCGGCCGAUAUCGUCUUCAAAUCGAACUCUGGACAUCCAGGUGCUCCUAUGGGCAUGGCGCCCGUCGCUCAUGUUCUCUUCUCUCGGUUCUUGACCGCCAACCCCAAGAGCUCCCACUGGUUCAAUCGCGAUCGUUUUGUCUUGUCGGUAAGCAUCGGGGUGGAGGAUCCAGCACGAUGUGUCCUCCAGUACACCAUGCUCCACCUGCUCGGCUACAAGCUGUCCAUGGACGAUCUUAAGGACUUCCGUCAACUCAACUCCCUCACCCCAGGUCAUCCAGAAGCUGGUCACACCGAUGGUAUCGAGGUCACAACGGGGCCUCUUGGCCAGGGUGUCGCAAACGCGGUCGGACUUGCGAUCGCACAAGCCCACCUCGGUGCAAUUUACAACAAGGAAGGGUUUGAGCUGAUCAACAACUACACUUACGCUUUCUGUGGAGAUGGUUGUUUGAUGGAGGGUGUCUGCGCUGAGGCGGCCAGUUUGGCCGGCCACCUGCAGCUGGGCAAUCUGAUUUUGGUCUAUGAUGACAAUCACAUCUCCAUCGAUGGCGACACCGCCGUUGCUUUUACCGAGGAUGUUGGUGCCCGUUUCGAGUCAUACGGAUGGCAGGUGCUGUCGGUGAACGACGGUGACCAUGAUUUGGCUGCUAUCUACUCUGCCAUCGCCGAGGCUCGUAACGAGAAGACCAAGCCUACCAUCAUCAAAUUGAAGACGACCAUCGGCUUCGGGUCCAAGCAGCAGGGCACUCAUGGUGUCCACGGUUCCCCUCUCAAGGCCGACGAUAUCGUUGCCCUCAAGACCAAAUUCGGUUUCUCACCCGACGAGAAGUUUGUCGUGCCCGCCGAUGUCUAUGCCUCCUACGCUGAAGUCGCGUCCCGUGGCGCUGCUGCUGAGGCCAGCUGGAACUCUCUAUUCGCCGCUUACGCCCAGAAAUAUCCGGCUGAGCAUGCCGAGCUCUCUCGUCGUAUCGCCGGAGAGCUUCCCGACGGAUGGGAGAAGGCACUCCCUGUUUACACCCCCGCCGAUGCCGCUCAAGCAUCCCGGAAACUGUCCGAAAUCGCCCUGACCAAGCUCACCCCCGUCCUUCCCGAGUUGAUGGGUGGCAGCGCUGACUUGACCGGCAGUAACUUGACCAAGGUCAAGGGAUCUGUUGAUUUCCAGCCUCCGAGCACCAAGUUGGGCUCUUACGCUGGAACUUAUAUCCGAUACGGUGUUCGUGAGCAUGCCAUGGGUGCUAUCGCCAACGGUCUGGCCGCAUAUGGCGGUAUCAUCCCGUUCGUUGCUACUUUCCUCAACUUUGUUUCGUACGCGGCCGGCGCCGUGCGUUUGUCUGCUUUGAGCAAGGCUCAGGUUAUCUGGGUGGCUACCCACGACUCUAUCGGUCUUGGUGAAGAUGGCCCCACCCACCAGCCUGUCGAGACCAACGCCCACUUCCGUGCCACGCCCAAUAUCGCGUUCUGGCGUCCGGCUGACGGAAACGAGACUUCCGCAGCCUAUGCGAUGGCGCUGAAGAUGAAGCAAACGCCGUCCAUCUUGUCGCUCUCUCGUCAAAACUUGCCCAACUUCGAGGGUUCGACCAUCGAGCAUGCUUCUCGUGGAGGCUACGUUGCCGUUGAGGAACCCAAUGAGGCCCUCACCAUCGUCAGCUGCGGUAGCGAAGUCAGCAUCGCCCUCGAGGCCGCCAAGAAACUCAAGGAGCAGGGCCUCCCGACUCGUGUCGUGAGCUUGCCCUGCUGGCUGGUCUUUGACCAGCAGGACCAGGAAUACCGCCUCAGUGUUUUGCGAAGCGGUGCACCCAUCCUCUCCCUGGAAGCCCUGACUACCAUGGGUUGGGAGAAAUACAGUCACGAGCAGUACGGUCUGCCGAGCUGGGGUGCCUCUGGUCCCUAUCUGCAGGUCUACGAGAAGUUUGGUAUCACACCCACCAACAUCGCUGCCGUCGGAAAGAAAGUCAUCGACUUUUACAAGAAGAAGGGCGGGGAGGUCGUCUCUCCCCUCGUCAAGGCUUUCACUUUGUAGAUCAACUAACAAUAAACCAGUAAAAGAGAACAUGUACUUACUUCCAAAUAGAAACCUAGAACGGGUGGACUGAAAACUGGGAACUUGAUCACGAUUGAUCAGUACACCAACAAAUCGUAUUGAUAGCAUUCCAUUACGCUAGGCGGGCUUCUGAACAUCACAGUACUUACUACAGAGCUUGCACCUUCGACAUGAUUCAGUCUCUCCUGGAAUGUACGACUGGCAUUCAAGUAGCAACAUGACGACGGGUGAAUCAUCUGCAUCUAAUGUUUUCUAUGGACUUCCAGACUGUCCCAGGAAGCUCGUUCCUUCAGCUCGCUCUCAACAGCUUCGACAUGGGGAAGGAGGUAACGGAUGUCCUGCCAAUCGUCAGCGCGUCAGUAAAUCGCUGUUAUGAGCGCGCACAUCUUCCGGCUUGGUCCAAAGGUCUUUGGAGAGGGGCGCGUGGAGAACGUCGGCUUGAGAAGCACGCUUGAUACGGAAUUGGCGAUCAUAGGCUUCACGAGGAGUCAGGCGAGCGAGGGCCUGACGGCGGGAUCAGCCAGCUACUCCUCCCAACACCCACAAUCUUCAAACCUUCUGGACUUCCGG